Molecule: messenger RNA, 1332 nt
Organism: Zygotorulaspora mrakii
Lineage: Eukaryota; Fungi; Ascomycota; Saccharomycetes; Saccharomycetales; Saccharomycetaceae
Product: URC4/urg3 family protein
Exons: 1
Coding region: 1-1332 (443 amino acids)
Source: RefSeq, a predicted model, not a curated record
AUGACAGUAUCUGGAGAUAAUGCACUUGCAUAUUUCAAGACCAUAUCGUCGGUUCGCGAGACCACUGGGGCAGUUUAUGAUCUCGUGAAGAAGAAUAGUGGGGGCAACUACUUCAGCAUGAACUUGUCGAAAAUGGAUGGUGUUGUUGAUUAUCUGUGCAAGAUUAUUGCUCGCGAUUACCAGACAGAUUACGGGUCUAUACCGCCACAUGGGCGCUGGCAGCAUCUAAACGCAGGUGGACAGCUCAGAGUCGAGGCCCUGAUUGAUCAGUGGCGCGCAGAUAACGUCGAUGAGUUGGAGAUCUCCAGAAAGUUGAUCGAUUUGAUCGUCAUCACCGUUUUGGUCGAUGCCGGUGCAGGUAAUGUCUGGAAGUAUACGGUUGAAGGUGAUAAAAGCUAUAAUAGAUCAGAGGGGUUGGCCGUUGCCUCCUAUCACAUGUUCGUGGACGGCCAGCUAUCAAAUGAAGGAGCCGAGAAUCCUUACAAAGUGCAUGGUCAAAGAUUGAGCAAUAUGACAAUGGGGGAAUUUGUGCAGGGAUUUCAGAUUAGCGAGACAAGCAAUCCAUUAAGCGGUAUGGAGGGUAGAUUGGCGCUUAUUCAAAGGCUCGGCGAGGCUUUAGUGAGUCGUCCUGAUAUUUUUGGCCCAGAGGCAAGACCGGGCGGCAUGGUGGAUUACCUGUACGCGCACUGUGACAAGAACAAGAGCAACACUAUAGACCUAAACCUCAUUUGGAAUACAUUGAUGGAUGGUUACGUCACCAUCUGGCCAAAGGGUAGAACCACCAUAGACGACAUGCCAAUUGGUGACGUCUGGCCGCUCGAUACGAAAUUGAGUUCACAGCACUCCACUAAAUGGGGAGAGGAUCAAUAUCUCAACAGUCUUGUUAGUUUCCAUAAACUAACACAAUGGCUAUGUUAUUCGUUGUUAGUUCCUUUCGAAAACUUUGGGCAUAAAUUUACCAUUACAAAUAAGAAUUUACAAACUGGUUUGCCUGAAUAUAGAAACGGUGGUCUCUUUUAUGACUUUGGAGUCUUGGAAUUGAAACCCGAACAUUUAAAAAGGGGGAAAGCCCUUUCGCUAAAAUUGAAUGCUGAUGAAAACAUUCCAACGUUUACGGCCGAAGAUGGUGUUAUCGUAGAGUGGCGAUGCUUGACGAUCGGUCUAUUGGAUGAGCUACUUGUUUUAGUCAACAAAAAACUGAGUGCUAAUUUAAGUUUACCUCAGGUCAUUGAAGCUGGCUCUUGGAAAGCCGGUAGAGAAAUAGCAGCGGAGUUGAGGCCUUCUACUAAAGGACCUCCAAUUGAUUUAUAUAGUGAUGGUACUGUUUUUUAA